This is a messenger RNA of Stylophora pistillata, 1814 nucleotides long. RefSeq lists its product as uncharacterized. Lineage: Eukaryota; Metazoa; Cnidaria; Anthozoa; Scleractinia; Pocilloporidae. The record is from RefSeq and is a predicted model, not a curated record.
AUCGAUUCUCUUUAUCGAAGAACACAGUGAGAAGCUUUUGUUUUCGCGUUAAAAGCCACAUGCCUCUGUAUAUGUUGCCAUUUCUUGGAUGAAAUAUCGAAAUUAACCCGGGUGACAAAAGAAAACCUCCUUGAAAUUAAUGUUCGAGGCCCACAAUGUCAAACCAAGCAGGAACUGAAAGCCAUUCAUGAUUCCACCCAAAGUAUUGCGAAAUAACUCCUGCAACUCGCAAUAUUCUGGCUUACUCGUCUUUUUAUGACAUGCGCUUUAGCAUAAUUUAACCACUUUUACUAAAUUAAAUUCAGCGCAGAUCAUCGCCAAGUGGAAAAGCCAGACAUCUUGUAUCUUUCUACUGGGAAUAACUGUCUUUUUGUCGCUUUUGAGCUGGCUGGGGCGUUCAACUCCAAGGACAACAUUUUCACUGAAUGAUGAAUAUGUUUCUAUGCAUUCACCUGAAGGAAAAAAUAAGAACACGAACACAAUCAAACAAGAAAUACACCAUGCACUGGCUCUAAACAAAUCAAAGAGGCAGUUUCCAUCAUGGAGCGCUCGAUUACAUCUUAUCAUUCAGUUUCCGGUUUUGGACACUUCCGGUAACACAGUAGAUCACGUGAUACAACGACAAGCAGAGUACAUUUACAGUCUACAACAAGAUCUUCUGAGUCCACAUGUCGAAGCAGUUCAUAUCCUCUGUGAAAAAGGCGAAGACCCUCUUUUCAUAAAAGGGCAGAACUUGGAACAAGAUUGGAAGCUAGACUUCAAUAUCCUUGGUCGACGCAUGCGCUAUAAAGAUGCCUUCGAAUUUGCCUCGAAACGUUUGAUUCGCAAAAACGCAAUGGUUUUAAACGCUGACUGUUAUGUGCAUAGAGGAUUUGAAAAACUUGACGAAAGUAUAUUGAGUAGGAAAACCAUGUACGCCCUCACCAGGCAUGAAAGUGCAGAAAAUAUCCGUCUUUGUAAUGCGAGAGAUUUUUGUGGACCAAGGUCAAAAUAUAUUGGGUCUCACGAUGGAUUUCUGUUUAGACUUCUCGCACCAGUUUCCCCUCAGUUAUUGGACAAGAUUGACUAUCGCCCAAACAUAGCAGGAAUUGAACGAGUUUUGAUAUUCAACUUUAGAAAGUAUGGAGGCUUUACAGUUAAAAAUCCCUGUAAAAUCCUGCAUAUUGUUCAUCAUCACUGCAGCAGAGUGAGAAACAAAACUGAGCGACAUAUUCAAGGUCGACGAAUUGACCGCCAUCUUAAUAUAACAGUCGGACGGCAAGGAAAACUUGUCAUGGCGAAGUUUUCUGGACUAUAACGCCUUUUUUGAGCGUCAUCAAAGGAAACUCAAAGUUAUCACAACAGCCAAUGAGUUCAAAGAGAAACACCUUAAGAAAACCAAUGAGAACCCGUAGAAAACGCAUGUAACCGGCUCAAAGAGCGGGAAAACGCGCCUUACCAAGUGGCAGAGUCGUUUUAGUUUUACAUCUGAUUGGAGGUGACAAAAGGCUUAUUUUGGACCAAUAAUAAAGCGCAGUAAGGCAGAGCUAGAAAACCUCUAUAAUACCUUGGCCAAAUCGAGUAUCUGAGGAUAAAAAGUUUUGUUUUUGUAUGUCUAGCAUCGAAGCAAAUGCGAGAUUCGAACGGACAAAAACAAAGUUUUAUAUCCCUGGGUACUCAAAAUGGCCGUUGAGUAAGAGGUCUCGAUGCAGAUUACUCGAUGCAGUCCUAACUCACGCACAUAAAUUAGCUAAAGAUUGCUCUUUGGUACACAAAACUUUGAAUGUCAUGAUCAAAGAAUGACUUUCCUGUUACUGGCCGAGAGAUUAAACAAU